Molecule: messenger RNA, 2005 nt
Organism: Anopheles coustani
Lineage: Eukaryota; Metazoa; Arthropoda; Insecta; Diptera; Culicidae
Gene: morgue
Exons: 4
Coding region: 21-1199 (392 amino acids)
Biological process (GO): protein polyubiquitination
Cellular component (GO): nucleus
Molecular function (GO): protein binding
Source: RefSeq, a predicted model, not a curated record
UCCUUCCAGAAACGGCAGCGAUGGCUGCGGGUUGCAGCAAAACGUUUACCUCCAAGUACGAGGAGGAACUGUACUACGACGUGGAGUACGAAGAGUUUUGUAAAAACUUUGAAUUUUCGAAUUCAUCAACCUGUUGGAUAUGCAACGGAUACUACGGAUCGAGCUACGGGGAACCGCUGUGCGGUACGUGCCAUUCUUUUAUUUUCCCCAACCACCCGAACGGAGAAGCCGAGGGUCUGGUGACGGAGGUGUCGGACGAUGAGGAUUCCGGCAACGACGAACCGCCCGAGAACGGUUCGGAAGCGAAGGACCGCUCGGACGACGAUCCGGGAUUUGACGACUUGGAACGACCGCGGCCUUCGGCACCGCGCAAUCUGAAUCAGUAUUUGGAUAUGCUGUCGCAGCCGCGCGAAUCGGACGAAUCGCACCAACAGAUCUGUGCCCUGCCCGUCGAAGUGUUGCUAUCGAUAUUUUCGUACCUCGACGAUUUGUCGCUGUGGAACGCGAGCGUGGUGUGCAAGCAGUGGAAGCGAAUACUGGAGGUGCACAUACCGCAGCAGAUGUGGAAGAAGUACACCAAGGAACGCUGGCCACUGUUUCAGCAGAUUUCAACCAUUCCCAACUGGCUACAUAUGUACGGUGCUCUGAUGAAUUCCUGUUUCUGUCGCACCUGCCUCAUUCAGAUGGCACUCAAAACGCCAAUGCGAGGCCGGGUGAACCACAUCCGGGCCAACCGGCUCCGUGGUGACAUCCGUUCGCUCGAUCUCGAUGCAACCGAGGGUAUCGAUGCGGUCGCGCUAGACAAUCAGCUGUUCCACUGGCAGGCGUCCAUUCUUGGGCCCGCCGGUAGCCCGUACGAGGGUGGCAAGUUUUUCCUCUACAUCAUUAUACCCCCUUCGUACCCGAUGCUACCACCGCAGGUACGGUUUCUCACGAAAAUCGUUCACCCGAACGUGUCGCGCCAUGGUGACGUUGGAAUCGAUAUCAUUCAGCACAACUGGUCUUUGGCGCUGACCAUCUCGAAGCUGCUCCUUUCCGUACAAAGUCUUUUGACGGAUCCAUUCACCCAGAUUUGCAUGGAACCGGAACUGGGACGUAUGUACGAAAACGAUAGACCAAAGUUUGAAGCGCUCGCGCGACGUUGGACGUGGAAGUACGCCAUGUAUGAAGUGUUACCACCACUGGAAGGACUCACAUAGAUACGGAUUCGGCUGCGGGCCGGUUUUUCCGAAUGGAAUAUUUUCUUCGAUGUUCGUGAAACAUGCUUGCACAUUGCGCAUAGCCAUUCCCUCCUCUGGGUGUGAUGUUUAGAUUUUUGUUUGCCAUCUGGGGGAAACAGCACAAAUCUGUAGGUGGUACCAUACAGAACGGUACCAUCGUCUUUGGUUUCCCUGAAAUAUUGCUAUAAUUGUGCGCUUGGUAGUCUGCACUGCUUCUCUACGUUCCUUUAGUUACGGAUGAUUUAUUUAAAAAAAAUAUUCUUCAGCCCAGUAAACCUUUCUAUGUAGGUCAUUAAAUUAUUACUAUUGCUCAAUCCAUCGCAAUGUAUAUUUUUGGAUCCCUGUUUAACGAACUUGACUGCCCUAGCCAUGGCAGACGUAAAUCAAUGCACAUUUCACAGAUAGAAAUCUUUUUUCGAUCUAGAAGGCAUGGCAUACACGAAGUUUACGAAUAGAAGAGGCUUUUGCUUGACAUAUUCGAGUUACUGCAGUCGGCGGUGCGAGGAAUUCCGUUCGUGCGGAACGUUUUCCAACAUCCUUAUCAAAUUUAUUGUUUCCAACCUUUGCAGCGCAACGGUAGACGACACGGUCACAAGAUUGUGAGUAUAGUACACAAUAAGACGCGGUAUUAACCUAGUGAAAGGAAAACUUGUAUACAUUACACCCUCAAACAGCAGUAGGAGAGUAGGGAAAGGACACGGCUGACAAUUCCCUCGGUAUAUUCGAUCCAUUCCCAUGUGGGUUUUUGAUAAUAAAUAACAAAUAAGUCGACCGAGACAACAUGA